AUGGAGAUAAAGAACAAUGUCUGUCUGCAGAGUCUUGCAAGAAGAACAUGGGAUCUGCAUGUUAGAAUCAAUGAGAAGAUCAAUCAAAUUAAUGGAUUUAGUUUUUGCAGCGAUUGCUCGAACCAUGGCCGAUAUUGCGUGGUUGCAGAGGGAAGUUUGAGGGAGAAGGAGAAGAUGAUGUCCAUUAGAGAUUCACUCAAAGAUGUUCACAACAUUCUUAUCUUCUUGCAGGGGCUGAAAUCAAGCCAAAACAAGCAAAGGGAUGAUGCAUUAUCCCAUUUGGAAGAAAGCAUAAAGAUUGUGAUACAAAGAAUAAAUGAAUACCCAAAAAAAGGAAGGGAAAAUGUGGAGGUUCUUGAAGAGCUGAUCACCACUUUUGUUAAUUUCCAAAUGAAAAUUGAUGAGAAAGCCAAACACAAGAAUGUGUUUGGUAUUGGGAGGUCCAAUUUUGUGGUUGGUGUCGCCAGAUUUGGGGUAGAGUUUGUUGUGGCAUUUGCAAGUAUUUAUGCAACUGUUAAACUGCACAACGGCAGGCACAAGAAUAGCAAUAAGUUGGAAAAAGAUAUUGUUGCACCAUCAAAUAUCCAUCUCGAUGUGUUAAGUGGGAGGGGCUAA
Molecule: messenger RNA, 615 nt
Organism: Striga asiatica
Lineage: Eukaryota; Viridiplantae; Streptophyta; Magnoliopsida; Lamiales; Orobanchaceae
Source: the annotation of a GenBank genome assembly